Salarias fasciatus (jewelled blenny) is the source of this 5497-nucleotide messenger RNA. It is a transcript of the gene ube4b, whose product is annotated as ubiquitination factor E4B, UFD2 homolog (S. cerevisiae). Gene Ontology annotation, biological process: ERAD pathway; protein polyubiquitination; ubiquitin-dependent protein catabolic process. The transcript is spliced from 29 exons. NCBI's taxonomy places the organism in Eukaryota, Metazoa, Chordata, Actinopteri, Blenniiformes, Blenniidae. The record is from RefSeq and is a predicted model, not a curated record. The coding region runs from base 300 to 4448 and encodes 1382 amino acids. Gene Ontology annotation, cellular component: cytoplasm; ubiquitin ligase complex; nucleus. Gene Ontology annotation, molecular function: ubiquitin-ubiquitin ligase activity.
UGACGUAUUGUAGAACCAAAAUGGCCGCUGUUGUAUUUUGACGUAUAAUAGCUAGCUACUUUUCUUUUUGUUUCAUUCUUGGUAAAAAAUUAGCAAACGAAACACUUUCUGGAGGAGCUAUAUCUCGCCGCCCUCCGUACUCCGGCGUCCUAGUUUUUACCUUGAAGACAAUCAGGACUGACACGUAUUUGUUGGAGGAGUUAGACUAUGCACAUUUAGCUCUGAUACAGGCUAGCUGGCUGGCUCUAGCUGGCAGUGUGGAAUAUUGAAAGUGAAAUAGCUCGGCUAACUUAGCUGUGAUGAUGGAGGAAUUGAGCGCAGAUGAGAUUCGCAGAAGGCGACUGGCCCGACUGGCAGGGGGACAGACGUCACAGCCCAGCACCCCUCUCAGCACACCCCUGACAUCCCCACAAAGAGAGACCCCACCCGGACCCCUCCCUGGACCCUCAGGUGCCGCACCCCAACCUGUGCCACCAGCUGCCUCCCAAUCUCUGGGGCUCAAUGUCCAUAGCGGGACCCCCGCCACAUCCCCCAUGGGCACUUCUGGGGUGGCAUAUGGUAGUCAGAGCAGCGAGGGUGUGAGCUCCCUCUCCAGCUCCCCUUCAAACAGCCUUGAGACUCAGUCUCAGAGUUUGUCCCGAUCGCAGAGCAUGGACAUUGACCCUGCCUCCUGUGAAAAGAGCAUGUCCCAGGUGGAUGUGGACUCAGGGAUCGAGAACAUGGAGGUGGAGGACAGUGACCGGCGGGAGAAGAGGAACUUGACUGAGAAGGAAACCUCUGCGAACUCCGAUGUCUCUGAAGAGCAGGCUCUGCAGCUCAUUUGUAAGAUCCUCCGCGUAUCGUGGAAGGAUCAGGACAGAGAUGUCAUCUUUCUCCCUUCACUGGCUGCAGAGUUUCACCAGAACCCGAAAGAUGCAUACUCUGACUUUAAAGACCUCAUUGGCCAGAUCCUGAUGGAAGUCUUAAUGAUGUCCACCCAGUCACGUGUCCACAACCCUUUUGCCAGCUUGACCGCCACCUCACAGCCAAUUGCAGCAGCCAAAUCGCCCGACCAUCGUCUGACGCUGGUGCAGCCCUCCAGUCAAGGUGGCAGCCCGAUGGGCCCCAGCGCGGGGUCCUUUGGAGCCAGCUCUCUAUCCAGUCUGUACGGGUGUGGUAGUCCUCACCCAAUGACUCUGGAUGCAGCUGGGAGGACCUCACUUUCCCUCUCCACCCCUACUACGCCCGCCCCGCCCUCCGCACCCUCAACCCCACAGUUUGUUGUUCCCCCGAGCCCCCCGGCUACUGCCGCUUCAAGACACACCCUCAACCCUCCGUCUGCCCCCAUGCCCAUCUCCCAGCGCUAUCGGCCGUAUUCUAUCUCUACCUCCUGGGGGGCUCCCUCCCCGUCCAGCCCAGGUCACAGAGGAUUCAGUUUCCCUGGACCUUCUCCCAGCCCCUCAGGGAUCUCGGUUCCUCCCAACACCCCGGCUCCGGUGGCCCCUCCUAUCCCCCAGUCACUGUCCUUGAGCUCACCUCAAGCCCGCAGCCAAUCCUCCGCCACAAGCCCCACUAUGGUGCCUCCUUCUCCCAGAUUGAAUCCCCGACAGGCGGCCUUUGCCUCCAGGAUUCCUCCUUCUAGCCCCUUGUCGCUCCUGUUUUUUGCCCUCUCUGACAUGUCUCAGGACAGCAGUGAUGAAGAGUCAGAGAAGGAGGAGGAGGAGGAUUUUGCUCAGGUUCAGUUUGGGUCCAGUCUCGGCGCAUGUGGAGGGGGGAUGUCCUGCGAGUCAGCCAGCGACCGCUUCACCAUUGAAACAUGCAAGGAGACAGAGAUGCUGAACUACCUCAUUGAGCGUUUUGACAGCGUUGGCAUGGAGGAGAGGAAAGCUCCUAAGAUGUGCAGCCAACCAAAUGUCAGCCAGCUUCUCAGUAACAUUCGCUCUCAGUGUAUUUCCCACGUUGCCCUGGUCUUGCAAGGCGCCCUGACCCAGCCUCGGAGCCCUCUGCAGCAGUCUCUGCUGGUACCUUAUAUGCUGUGCCGGAACCUUCCGUACGGCUUUAUUCAGGAGCUGGCGCGCAUCACCCACCAGGAGGAGGAAGUGUUCAGACAGAUCUUCAUUCCCAUCCUCCAUGGCCUCGCUCUCGCAGUGAAAGAAUGUUCCUUUGACAGUGAUAAUUUUAAAUUUCCUCUCAUGGCAUUAGCUGAACUUUGUGAAAUUAAGUUCGGAAAGACUCACCCAGUGUGCAGUUUGAUAACAUCGCUGCCUCUAUGGAGUCCAAAACCUCUGAGCCCUGGCUGUGGCAGAGAGGUCCAGAGAUUGUCCUACCUGGGAGCCUUCUUCAGCCUCUCUGUGUUUGCUGAAGAUGAUACCAAAGUAGGGGAUAAGUAUUUCUCUGGCCCGGCAAUCACCAUGGAGAACACGCGAGUUGUCAGCCAGUCCUUACAGCACUACCUGGAGUCAGCGAGGGGUGAUUUGUUCAAAGUCCUCCACAACAUCCUGCUAAAUGGAGAAACACGCGACUUAGCUCUUAAUUACAUGGCAGCUCUCGUCAACUACAAUGUGAAAAAAGCCCAGAUGCAGACCGAUGACAAGCUGGUGUCAACAGAUGGCUUCAUGCUCAACUUCCUGUGGGUGCUGCAACAGCUGAGCAUGAAGAUCAAGCUGGAGACGGUAGACCCCUACUACAUUUUCCACCCCCGAUGUCGCCUUGCUGUCAGCGCAGAGGAGACCCGCCUCAAAGCCACCAUGGAGGAGCUGAAGACCUGGCUCGCUGAAAUGCAUGAAGACCCCACGAAGUUUACAGAGCCCAAGUUCCCCACCGAGUGUUUCUUCUUGACGCUUCACACCCACCAUUUGUCCAUCCUGCCUGGUUGCCGACGCUACAUCCGCAGAUUGCGGGCUAUUCGUGAACUCAACAGGACUGUAGAAGAGCUCAAAAACAGUGAGAGCCAAUGGAAAGAUUCUCCACUGGCGAGUCGACACAGAGAGAUGCUCAAACGCUGCAAAACCCAGCUCAAGAAACUGGUGCGAGCCAAAGCCUGUGCUGACGUGGGCCUCCUGGAUGAGAACCUGCUCCGCAGAUGUCUGCAGUUUUACAGCACAGUCAUUCAGCUCAUUCUUCGCAUGGUGGACCCUGCCUACCCCAACAUCAACCUGCCUCUGAACCCUGAGAUUCCCAAAAGCUUUGCUGCUCUACCAGAGUUCUACAUCGAAGAUGUGGCAGAGUUCCUGCUUUUUGUUGUGCAGUACUCUCCCCAGGUUUUAUACGAGCCGUGCGUCCAGGACAUCGUCACCUUCUUGGUGGUGUUCAUCUGCAGUCAGAACUACAUCAGGAACCCCUACCUUAUCGCCAAGUUGGUGGAGGUGCUGUUCGUCACAAACCCUGCUGUACAACCUCGCACUCAGCGCUUCUCAGAAAUGAUGGAGAACCACCCGUUGUCUGUCAAACAGCUAGUCCCUGCCCUCAUGAAGUUUUACACAGAUGUCGAGCACACCGGUGCUACCAGCGAGUUCUAUGAUAAGUUCACCAUACGCUACCACAUCAGCACCAUCUUCAAGAGUCUCUGGCAGAACAUUGCGCACCAUGGCACCUUCAUGGAGGAGUUCAACUCUGGCAAGCAGUUUGUGCGCUACAUCAACAUGCUGAUUAACGACACCACCUUCUUGUUAGACGAGAGUCUCGAGUCCCUGAAGCGUAUCCACGAGGUCCAAGAAGAGAUGAAAAAUAAGGAGCAGUGGGAGCAGCUGCCGAGGGAGCAGCAGCAGAGCCGCCAGUCCCAGCUGACUCAGGAUGAGCGCGUGUCUCGCUCCUAUCUGGCCCUGGCCACGGAAACGGUUGAAAUGUUCCACAUCCUCACCAAGCAGGUCCAGAAGCCUUUCCUCAGGCCUGAACUGGGCCCUCGUUUAGCUGCCAUGCUGAACUUCAACCUGCAGCAGCUCUGCGGGCCCAAGUGUCGGGACCUGAAGGUUGAGAACCCCGAGAAGUAUGGAUUCGAGCCCAAGAAGCUCUUAGACCAGCUCACUGACAUCUACCUGCAGCUAGACUGUGCCCGCUUUGCUAAAGCCAUCGCAGACGACCAGAGGUCAUACAGCCGUGAGCUCUUUGAAGAGGUUAUCUCAAAGAUGAGAAAGGCGGGCAUCAAGUCCUCCAUCGCCAUUGAGAAAUUCAAGCUGCUAUCAGAGAAGGUGGAGGAAAUAGUCGCCAAGAACUCACAGUCUGAGAUGGACUACAGCGAUGCUCCAGAUGAGUUCAAAGACCCUCUGAUGGACACGCUGAUGACUGAUCCUGUGAUGCUGCCUUCCGGGAACAUCAUGGACAGAUCCAUCAUCCUGCGCCACCUGCUCAACUCCCCCACCGAUCCCUUCAACAGGCAGCCGCUCACAGAGAGCAUGCUGGAGUCAGUGCCUGAGCUGAAGGAGAGGAUCCACACCUGGAUGCGAGAGAAACAGGGCGGACGGCCCGCCUAAAGACGGCCUCACCGACGUCUGGCUCGCCCAUCGUCAUUAAAGGAUCUGUCCAAAUCCGACGAAUUAAGUGUCACUACAACCAAUGAAAACAACAAGAACAAAAAGAAACCUUUUGAAUGGGGGGGAGGGGCGAUUUGAUUUUUAUUUGCAUUUACCCUUUUUGUCUCAAACCAUUAUUAUGGUUCCAAAAACAAAACAAAAUAAAGUUAAGACUUUUAAGUUUUUUUUCUCAUGAGUUUGUGUAUAUAUAUAUAAAUAUCUAUCAAAUAUAUAUACAUAUGUUUAACAAGAAUUACUUAAUGCGUCACAAUGCUGCAGAAAUAAAUUUCCACCAGCGAGUUGCAUUCAGACACUUCAUUGAUCAUAUUCUUUUACAGUUCUUGUUUCUUUUAAGUAUCGUGUAUGUUGACCUCAUUGAAAUCGUAUAAUUACAGAAGGGAGAAGGGACGCCAAUACAUUUUAGAGUAUUGAGUGGAGUCUCAUUAAAAGGAUUAGCCUUGAGUUUCUUUUAUCAAGACUGUGACAGUAGUAAACUUGAGUCCACAUGUAUGCGGAUGUCCCGGAGCUGAGGCGCACACUGCUUGUGCUCACAGAUUAAGCUCAGAAGUGGGAAUAUCCAUUAAGAUUGUAACUUAAAGUUAUCUAAUCCUUAAUGUCAGCUUCCUUUGAAUACAAAAGGAAGACAAACAGUGACUUACCACACCAUUCAGUAUGUUCAAAUCUUCCUUUGCAGACACAUUUUCCCUGCUGACUUCAAUAGACUAAAUUUAAGUGUGUGUGCAUGGCCUAAAGACAGGAACCCAGAGGCGCGUUAUGGACAAGUAACCACGUUUAGGCAGAGGGGAGAGAGAGAGAAUGUAGCAUGAUCGCCAGAAAACAUCUUAAGAGCACACCAUUGAAGACGACCCACCUCUACAUGGUCUUUCUCAGAUGACACUGUACCUAACCUUACCUUGCUGACCAUAACUGUACACAAAAUGAUUUCCUUGAUCCACAUACCUGUUUUGGAAGCUAGGAUUUUGAAAUGAAAUAAAUGAUGAUGCACAUGA